AUGGGUCCCUCCCUAGCCCCCAACCCACUUACAAGUGCAACCAGACUGAAGGGAGGGUCAGGACUCCCGGGCGCUCCUGGGUUCAAGGGCCAGGCUGGCAUCCCUGGGUCCCCUGGCAUCCCCGGGAAGAGGGGCUACAGGGGGGACAAGGGAGAGCCACGCAUUGCUGCCACGGGAAUUAAAGGAGAACCGGGUUCCCCAGGACUACCAGGCCAGCUGGGACCCAAGGGUGACACAGGCAACAAGGGAGACAAGGGGGAAGCAGGACCUGAAGGCUCAGUUGGACCAAGAGGUCUUCCAGGCCCAACUGGGGAGCCAGGAAAGGCGGAAAUCCACAACAAUGAAAAUGAUAUUCGCAACAUACCCCUGAUGGGCCCCCCUGGAUUACCUGGACCUUCAGGCCCCCCUGGAAACAAGGGUGAAGUUGGUCUGCCGGGUGCUCCAGGUGUGGACGGAGAUAAGGGACCCAGAGGGAAGCCUGGAGAUACUGGUCCUGCAGGCCCAGCCGGUCAUGAAGGGCCCAGAGGGGAGAGCGGUGUCAUGGGCUUCCCGGGACCCAAAGCAGACAAGGGAGACAUGGGUCUAUCUGGAUCACCUGUGAGUGCCUGUGUUAACCACACCUCCUAA
Messenger RNA from Notothenia coriiceps (black rockcod), 627 nucleotides. RefSeq names its product collagen alpha-1(XIII) chain-like. The transcript is spliced from 11 exons. The record is from RefSeq and is a predicted model, not a curated record. The coding region runs from base 1 to 627 and encodes 208 amino acids. NCBI's taxonomy places the organism in Eukaryota, Metazoa, Chordata, Actinopteri, Perciformes, Nototheniidae.